CACAACAUGUCAUCGACAAUCUUGGGGCCUGUUAUAGGAUAUUUCGUCAUUUGUGAUUCGAGUUUGAGUUUGUGUCACACAGUUUCGGGCGUAUUGACAGCAGAUCCUAUCACUGUUUGUUAGACAAGAUUCUGAUCCUAGCGAUCUUGCAUUCAGGCGUCCCAAAUGGUCAACCGGUGAUCCCUCCCUGUCGGAGUGCUCGACAUGUUGCAUCCCCUGCUAGCCCUGACGGUGCUCCACAGAAUCUCAAGCUAGCCUGUACCAACGAGAGAACUCAUCCCAGGCCGCGUGCGGGGACUGCUUAUGCUGACCCUCGAGCGCGAAUAAAUUCCCGAGCUCCUGCCGCGUCGCAAUGCUCAUCAAGCUUCGAUUAACAGCCUGAAGCUCUUCACCAUGGCUAGCCAAGAGACUCCCGACCAGAGCAAAGCUUUCGCUGAGCAGCGCGAUGUCGCGAACGAGGAGAAGGGUGUUGAAUUCGAUAUAAACAACAAUGCCACGUCUAAGAUUCAAAACCCCCUGGCUCAUAUGACCCAUGAGGAAAUGAUUGCCGACGUUGAGGGCUUUGUCCAAGAGAACAGCUUCCAGGAAAUCUCCCCUCUUCUCAUUAAGGGCGCAUUGAUUGCUAGAGACCCGCCAGCUUUUGCUUCCGUUGAAGGUAUCACUGAGGAGGAGAAGGUCGCUAUUAGCAACGAAGUCCUCCACAAGUGGCGACAGCCCAAGCUCCUAUACUUCACAAUCAUUCUCUGCUCCAUUGGCGCAGCCGUCCAAGGGUGGGAUCAAACUGGCUCGAAUGGCGCGAAUCUGUCGUUCCCAGAUGCUCUGGGAAUUCCUAUUAGUGACACUCUGGGCCCCGACAAGAUCCCGAAUCCAGAUGCGUCGAGGAAUCAAUGGCUUCAAGGUCUUAUUAACGCUGGGCCUUACAUUGCUUCCGCUUUCCUUGGAUGCUGGAUGUCUGACCCCCUGAACAACUUUUUCGGCCGCCGAGGAUGCAUUUUCGUCUCCGCCAUAUUUUGUGCUCUCAGCCCCAUUGGUAGUGCCGUUGCCCAGACCUGGGAACAGCUCUUUGUAACUCGUCUACUGCUCGGCAUUGGUAUGGGAUGUAAGGGCGCAACGAUCCCCAUUUUCUCCGCCGAAAAUGCGCCUGCAAGCAUCCGAGGCGCUCUGGUCAUGAGCUGGCAGAUGUGGACCGCCUUUGGUAUCUUCCUUGGCACGUGCGCGAAUUUAGCUGUGAAGGAUACUGGGAAGAUCUCCUGGCGUCUGCAAUUCGGUUCGGCUUUGCUUCCAGCGCUCCCGCUUCUUCUUGGUGUCUUCUUCUGUCCGGAAUCUCCGAGAUGGUAUAUUAAGAAGGGCCGCUAUGCUAAUGCUUACCGAUCGUUAAAGAAGCUCCGAAACACUGAACUCCAAGCCGCACGUGAUCUCUACUACAUCCACGCUCAGCUUCGCGCCGAAGCUAGUCUGGUCGAGAUCAAGAGCAACUAUGUCACUCGGUUCAUUCAGCUUUUCACCAUUCCUCGUGUACGACGCGCAACUUUGGCUUCUUUCACUGUCAUGUUGGCUCAACAGAUGUGCGGAAUUAACAUUAUCGCCUUCUACUCCUCCACUGUCUUCGAACAGGCCGGCGCUAGCGUUACGAAUUCGCUCUUAGCUUCUUGGGGUUUCGGUCUAGUUAAUUUCGUUUUCGCCUGGCCGGCCAUCUGGACAAUUGAUACCUUCGGACGACGAUCCCUGCUUCUAUUCACAUUCCCACAAAUGUGCUGGACCUUACUUGCAGCAGGUCUUUGCUACCUAAUCCCGGAAUCCAGCAAUGCGCAUUUAGGUCUCGUCGCCUUCUUCAUCUACCUAUUCGCUGCCUUCUACUCCCCCGGCGAAGGCCCUGUUCCCUUCACCUACAGCGCCGAAGUCUUCCCCCUCUCCCACCGCGAAGUCGGAAUGUCCUGGGCCGUUGCCACCUGCCUCUUCUGGGCAGCCGUUCUAUCCAUAACCUUCCCACGUAUGCUCGCCGCUAUGUCACCCACCGGAGCAUUCGGCUUCUAUGCAGGUCUUAACCUCGUCGCGCUUGUCAUGAUCUUCCUGUUCGUGCCCGAAACUAAACAACGCACUCUCGAGGAGCUGGAUUAUAUUUUCGCGAUCCCGACAAGGCGGUUUAUGAAACAUCAGUGUGGAACGGUGUUGCCCUGGUGGAUUAAGACGUAUUUGUUGAGGAAGAAGGUAGGGGAUUGUCCGGCGCUGUGGAGCUUUGAGGGUCAUGUGGAGGGCGACCAGGAGUUUCAGGAGACAGUUAGGAGGGCCAGUAUUGUGGCGGGUCAGACGGAGGGCGCCGAGGGGGAGAGGAAGAAGAGUUUUGUGGGGAAGAUUACCGGCGGAAAGAUCUAAUAGAUCCUCAGGCUAUGUAUUCCUCAGGAAACUGGGAGUGCUUGCUUGGAAGGUGUUUUCGGUGUUGGGGAGGCUAGAGUGGCGUGCUAGAUGGGUGGUUUGUCGGUAUACAUUGCUGCGUUUAUCUGUGCAUGCAUAGUGAAGAUGCAAGAUGUUGCAAAUUGAU
Molecule: messenger RNA, 2539 nt
Organism: Lindgomyces ingoldianus
Lineage: Eukaryota; Fungi; Ascomycota; Dothideomycetes; Pleosporales; Lindgomycetaceae
Product: MFS transporter
Exons: 9
Coding region: 394-2373 (659 amino acids)
Biological process (GO): transmembrane transport
Cellular component (GO): membrane
Molecular function (GO): myo-inositol:proton symporter activity
Source: RefSeq, a predicted model, not a curated record